Molecule: messenger RNA, 1776 nt
Organism: Lagenorhynchus albirostris (white-beaked dolphin)
Lineage: Eukaryota; Metazoa; Chordata; Mammalia; Artiodactyla; Delphinidae
Gene: WNT6
Product: Wnt family member 6
Exons: 4
Coding region: 426-1421 (331 amino acids)
Biological process (GO): multicellular organism development; canonical Wnt signaling pathway; neuron differentiation
Cellular component (GO): extracellular region
Molecular function (GO): cytokine activity; frizzled binding
Source: RefSeq, a predicted model, not a curated record
GGGUCCCCAGCAAAAUUUUGUAAAGGCAUCUCUAUCUCUUGUUCCCCAUGCACACCUUUCCUAACUUUGCCCUUCCUCAAGGUAUGGGGACAGGGGUCUCUCCCUGAUGGCUGUUGCCUUCCCUUCCCUCUGCCCCAUUUGUCCCAAUUUUCUCAUCCUUCCAGUUAAAAAUAUCACUUCCUCCAUGAAGCUGUCUCUCUGUCUUCCCUCCCUUGCCUUCUCUGUGCUCCCACUGCACUCCAUGCAUUGGGCAACUAUGCCAGUUAUGCAUUUUACUGACAACCAUCUCCUCUUGGGUCUCUUUUCCCUGCUCCUGGAAGGCCAAGCGUUUGUCUUUAGGGCCCUGAAGACUGAAGGUGCUGGGGACAGUUUUAUGGAGUGUUGCUGAGUUCAUCUUUCUGGGGGCCGUGGGCAGCCCCUUGGUCAUGGACCCUACCAGCAUCUGCAGGAAGGCACGGCGGCUAGCAGGGCGGCAGGCUGAGCUGUGCCAGGCCGAGCCAGAAGUUGUGGCCGAGCUAGCGCGGGGCGCCCGGCUAGGGGUUCGAGAAUGCCAGUUCCAGUUCCGCUUCCGCCGCUGGAACUGCUCCAGCCACAGCAAGGCCUUUGGGCGCAUCCUGCAGCAGGACAUCCGGGAGACGGCCUUCGUGUUUGCCAUAACGGCCGCGGGCGCCAGCCACGCCGUCACGCAGGCCUGCUCCAUGGGCGAGCUGCUGCAGUGUGGCUGCCAGGCGCCCCGCGGCCGGGCCCCGCCCCGUCCCCCCGGCCUGCCAGGUACCCCUGGGCCCCCGGGCCCCGCGGGCUCCCCCGACGGCAGCGCCGCCUGGGAGUGGGGAGGCUGCGGCGACGACGUGGACUUCGGGGAUGAGAAGUCGAGGCUCUUUAUGGACGCGCAGCACAAGCGGGGACGUGGAGACAUCCGUGCGUUGGUGCAACUUCACAACAACGAGGCGGGCCGGCUGGCCGUGCGGAGCCACACGCGGACCGAAUGCAAGUGCCAUGGCCUGUCGGGCUCAUGCGCGCUGCGCACCUGCUGGCAGAAGUUGCCCCCGUUCCGCGAGGUGGGCGCGCGGCUGCUCGAGCGCUUCCACGGCGCCUCGCGUGUCAUGGGCACCAACGAUGGCAAGGCUCUGCUGCCCGCUGUCCGCACGCUCAAGCCGCCUGGCCGCGCUGACCUACUAUACGCUGCCGACUCGCCCGACUUCUGCGCCCCCAACCGGCGCACCGGUUCGCCGGGCACGCGCGGCCGCGCCUGCAACAGCAGUGCCCCGGACCUCAGUGGCUGCGACCUGCUGUGCUGCGGCCGCGGCCACCGCCAGGAGAGCGUGCAGCUCGAGGAGAACUGUCUGUGCCGCUUCCACUGGUGCUGCGUAGUGCAGUGCCACCGCUGCCGCGUGCGCAAGGAACUCAGCCUCUGCCUCUGACCCAUCGCCCGGCUCCCCAGACUGCGCGCAGAGCCGCCUCUCGGCACCGGCGGGACCUCUGGGCGCCAGCAGGGGGCGUUGCCAGGUUUCCCCUGGGAAAGUCCAUCUCCCAGGCCUCUCUAGAAACUGUGAGGCGGUGGGGCUUGAGAUAUACGCCCGCUCAUCAAGGCCCAGGGCACCGGAGGAGCUUCCAAGGGGCGCUUCCCGGGGGCUUCUGGGGGAGACCUUCUCUCUCCUCGGCCCCCAGAUAGAAACCAAAGAGCCAGUUUCUAGGCCUCGGGAUGCGGGGCUCCUCAGAACUGCUGGCCAUGGGGUGGGUGGGUGCAUUUAGUAUCAAUAAAAAUAUUUAAAUCAA